Messenger RNA from Gasterosteus aculeatus aculeatus (three-spined stickleback), 5081 nucleotides. RefSeq names its product Era-like 12S mitochondrial rRNA chaperone 1 (gene eral1). Gene Ontology annotation, cellular component: mitochondrial matrix. Lineage: Eukaryota; Metazoa; Chordata; Actinopteri; Perciformes; Gasterosteidae. The record is from RefSeq and is a predicted model, not a curated record. Gene Ontology annotation, biological process: ribosomal small subunit assembly. Gene Ontology annotation, molecular function: GTP binding; rRNA binding; ribosomal small subunit binding.
CAGCGGAAGAAGUCUCCUCUUCGGUCAAGGCAACAUGGUUCCCCCCGGCAGUCAAUGUGAACGUAAACAAGCGGUUCACCUCUGAAACGACUGACAACCGUGUCGCAUCGUCUCCGCGAACAGAAGCGGUCCAAAUGGCUCUCAGAGUGUGCGGUCGCCUCCUCCGAGACGGCGCCGUCCUCUCCCGGCUGGCGGCCCCGGAGGACCGGGCGUCACGGCUCCUCGCGGCGGGAAGGGCGACCCGCGGCCGAGGGGGGGCGGCCGGAUGCAUCUUCACACCGGCUUGUUUCAUUACAUCAGAGGCGUUUCUCAACAGGCUGAUUAAAGGCAAAGCAGCCGAGGAAGACGGCGCUCUCUACCGCCUUCCAGCCUCGGUUCCGCCGGACAGCGGCGAACAAAUGUCUUUGUUACUGAGACAUCCAGAUCAACCUGACAACCCAAAGGUUUUGAAAGUGGCCGUUAUUGGCGCCCCAAAUGCUGGGAAGUCCACACUGUCCAAUCAGCUCCUUGGCAUAAAGGUGUUUGCUGUAUCCAAGAAAGUGCACACAACGCGGUCCCGAGCCAUGGGCGUCCUAACCGAGGAUGACACGCAGAUCAUUUUACUGGACACUCCCGGUCUCACCUCUGUAUCGAAGGUCAAAAGACACCAGCUGGAGAAGUCUCUGCUCACGGAUCCCUGGAACACGGUCAAAGAAGCCGACCUUAUGGUGGUCCUGGUGGAUGUAUCGGACAGAUGGAUGUGCAGCAGGCUCGACUUCGAGGUGCUCAAAUGCUUGGCCCAGCACCCCGACAUCCCUGCUAUCCUGGUGCUCAAUAAGGUCGACAAGGUCAAGGCCAAGGACCGGCUGCUGAGCAUCACGGCCGAGCUGACGUGCGGAGUGGUGAACGGACGGCGAAUGCGCGUCAAGCCGGCGAUCAAGCCACCGUGGGCUGAAAGAAGAGAAGAGAAGGAUUUUUCGGAGUCACCGGCUGACGAUGACGGCACGGAGAGGCCCGCCGAUAGCGCGGGGGAUCACCGGGGCAGCGACGGGCCGAACUCCGCGCUGCGCAGAGAGCAGCUGAAGGCGCUGAGUAGCCAGCGGGGCUGGCCUCUCUUCAAGGACAUCUUCAUGCUCUCCGCUGUGGACAGAGAGGACGUGGAGACGCUGAAGAAAUACUUCAUGGCCGGGGCCAAACCAGGACCGUGGCAGUACCACAGUGAGGUCCUGACCGACCAGAGUCCAGAGGAGGUCCUCAGCAACACCAUCAGGGAGAAGCUGCUGGAGUACCUGCCCCAGGAAGUGCCCUAUUCAAUGACACAGUCAAUUGAACUCUGGCAAGAUGGAGAAAACAGCGAGCUGGACAUUUGGGUGAAACUUUAUGCAAAGAAAGACACUCACAUGAGGAUGGUGAUCGGCACAGCCGGUCAGAUGGUAGCGCGCAUCGCCCAGGAGGCGAGUGAGGACCUGACCCGUGUCUUCCUGAGGGAAGUGAAGCUGAAGCUUACAGUCAAGCUGAGGAAGUGAAGAGCGAUGGAAGGACUUUAAAUGGUGGAGAGGCGACUCAUUGUCCCUUCAAAAGACAGCAGCCCAAAGCGGAACAAAGGAUAAGAUCCCACCAAGGCAAACUCAAGUUUGACACAUCUGCAGACUGAUGAACGUAUUCACAUUAAAAGCAGGCCACAAUGCUUGUAAAAUUGAAUUAUUGGCCUUUAUUUAGCCGAGGUAUAUUUUAGGCACCGAACACGACACACACUCCCACCAAAUGGAUGUUUUGACCCUGUGUAUCCGUGGAUGAGCAGGUCCGGUGACCUGUGAAGAGGCCGGUGGUUUAUCUCUGCCUCUCAGAGCGAGCGAGCCUCCACAGUCAUGUUCACUCAAACGUCCCUGAUGUACCAUCCAGCCCUGUUCCCUCCACUCCCACACCACUUUAGCCCUCUCUGCCGCCUUUUCAAGUGUGGCCAUCCAUCCCCGCAACUAUCACUUUUUUUUUCUUCUUUUUUUUGUUACGCCGCUUUCUUCCCCCUUUUCUCUCGUCCUGCCCCCCACUCAGCUUCUUUUUGGGCUCUUAUAAAGCCCAGCUCGGCCCCCAAGGGCCGAAUCGUCUUCCUAAUGGAUGGCAAAAUGGAGCACUAACGCAAUGCUAAAAUGGGUCAGAUAAUGGUGAUUGGAUUCGUUCCCGCUUGCCUGUGAGGUAACUCGGCAGUUACUCUAUCCGGGGCAUCUCGCUGAAUAACCAGCUAGUGGCCUAAAGCGCUGUGCGACAGGAGGGAGGGAGGGGAGGCUUUGGAUGUCCCACAGAAGCUGCGUCAGCCCCUCAAGCGCUCCCCGCUCUGCGCUGCGGCUGCUUCCCGGUGAUUAGAUAAAGACGCCCUGCGCAGCGCAGAUUCCCACUUAGACAAGCCAACUGCUGCUCGCUCGUUCUGCAGCCUAAUGCACGUCAGCCAGCACAUUAAAGGAAUCCUUACAGACAUUGUAGAAUAUUUGAAACCCUGACUUCAACGUUGUUUUCUAAAUGAAAGUAAUGAAGAAACUUUUUGUUUUGUUUUGGGAACCACAAUGUUUAUUGACAUGCGGAUGCCCUCCAGGGGUUCACAUACAACACGUCCAUCACACAACUCUCCUCGUCCUCCCGGCGCAGAUGACAUUGAGCGAGGGCCGUAUAACCCUUACCAUAACUGAAACUCAGUAAUGGUAACGGUUUGACGGCCUCUCCUCUGAGCAGUCGGUUAGCGUGCGCUGAUGGUGUCGGCGGGGGGAAUGAGACCCUGGAUAGUACAUCAUCUAUACUGUAGUGUCUCUUUAAUAAACUUACAGUAUAAGAUGAUAUCCUGUCCGGGGCACAAGACAUAACAGUUAGCAGCAAUUUCCUGUGUUUGUGAUCUGCAAGGCGGAGGUUGACGGCUCAUAAGUGAUGCUCGGCAGAGAAGGUCAACCAGUGAAAAUGUUAAUCAUCUGGAAAAGAUGGUAUUUUGGAGCGAAAAAAAAAGGAACGCCUUCAAAUGCCAGCCAGAGAAAUAAUAUUUUACAGCACUAAAAAAGAAAAGAAAAUGGGAGCGCUGGAAGCUGCUGCGGCGCCACGAAGCGCCCUCUCCUUCUGUGUGUGUUCUCACCUUCUGCCGUCGGCCCGGUUCUGUGGCCUCUGCGUGUCCACGUCUGGAGCUUCUCACCCUUCUGGCCGCUGGCCGCCAACACUUAAAGGCCCCCGGGCUCAUUAGCAUACUGUGAUGGCAUCUGGGGUGGACCAGACAGCAGGGGGUGAACUUUUUCUUAUCUAGUCCUGACCUGUUUGCCUCUGGCCCGAUGAUUACCCACACCCUGAUUACACACGGCAAGAACUACACAUUGUUCCCCGUGUGUAUCUCUUGCUUCAUGUAUCAUGUUAGAAAGUACAACUGGGCAAAAGCAAGAAUGAACUUAUAAAAAAAACAACCUUUUUUGAGCAAACACUUUUCAUCCAUUUGUUAAUAUUUUAGGAAAACAUUUUUUUUCAUCAUUUACCAUUUUCAAUGAAUUAAUGUAAUUUUGUGCCAUUUUUGUUGUUGUAGUAAUCAGUUUGACUUGCAGCAGCCAUAAAAAAAAUGCUUUAAAUGUUUGUUAUAUUUCCCCGAAUAUUAUUCAUGUCUGAACCACUUUGCCGAAAUCUCUGGUGAGUUUAGGCCUUUCUUUAUCAAACGUGUGUAAUUGAAAGCUCCCAACAGUAAGCCAAAACAGCCAUUAAAGAGCGUGGAUGUGGUAAUGCAUCUUCAAUCCGCUGAAUCUCACAGCCUUGUGAUUUAUGCGUGAUGGUCUUCAUGGGUUGCAAUUUAGUGCUGCGAUAUGUCAGCUGAUGUCAUGUCAUCCGAACUGUUUUUCCUGCACUCAGCUAGAUUCCAGGAAUUGGAGAGGAGCUGCGAUGAUCUUUUUUUUUUUAUGAGAUGUGUUAGUUGACACCGCUUGUCAAAUUCAGAGCAUCAAAUUGUGCCUGUGCGGCGAUCACGCUGUCGUUUGUCUUCUAUCCCUGACAUUUUGUCCCUUACUUAUAAGGCCAUUUUUGUCUUUGCAGGGGACUUGAACUGCGACAUUAUGCUCUUUAGCAAUGUCCGAGUUAGGCGGGACAUGGCAGUUACCAUGGUAACGCCCUCCCCAUUCAGGGUGUGGAAGGUCAUCUUGUGGACACAGAUAAAGGUGAAAGUAGGACUAUCCUUCCCUCCAACCCCUUAUCUGCUGCAGCAAUAUAGCACUUUAUCUACACAUUUUCCAUUUGCGUUCAUAGAUACGUGUUUUUAAGUUCUCACCUCACACGUAGAGAUGAAAAGGAGGAAGCUCUCGUUACGACAUAAUUAUGUUUCAUUCAGAGUGCUCAGGAGAAACUUGUUGGGGGGGUUAAUCCAACUGUUUGCAGUUAGCUGAAUGGGAGAACAGCUUUCUCUGAAUAUUUUUCUAACAUCUCAAGUAGAGGAAUUAUUUAAGUAGCCAUCAUGUAGUGUCCAUCACCCUCAUCCCCGUGCCUCCAUCACGUUCCUAGCUUUGUCUUACCACGCCUUCCUUUUUUCUCUUUCAUCUGAACCUUUUUUAUUUAUCCGCCACUAACCAUGUUCGUGUUUCCACGUAUGUGAGGAACAUCUGGCCUGCAGUAAUGUGAGCCACAUCGUUUUUAUGUUCUAUCUUCCAGGUUCAAGUGUGAGGGCCCCAGACGGAGCUGUACACCAGUUAAAGUCUCUACCAGUCUGGCAGGUUAAUGCUGGCACUUAUUCUACACUGUGGAUCAGGUCUCCCAUUUUGAUCCGUUAAUGCAUUUUGAGUUUGAUCGACUUAAGAUAAAAGCCCUUUCAUGUUGCUAGAAACCCCGGGUAUCCUUCAGAAGCGUCGCGCGGAUCGGAUGUUCUGAGACGCGAGAGAGGAUUUCUCCAGUGGCAUCAAAUUCUAAGUUGUAUCCAUUUUUAUGCACUAACAUUUACAUUUACACACUGACAUUUUAUUUCAUCUUUGGCCACACGUUGGUUUUGUUUGAAGGAAGUGUAUACAUUUCUUUUUCACUAUUUUUCCUGACUCAAAUAAGUUCCCAGAUUAUUCAUGUCCGAUUCUCCUACAGUACAGAAAUAAAUAGUAAAUGAUCUUAAA